GAUCACUUGGACAUGGAUAAUGAAUGGUUAUAUUUGGAGGAAAUGCAAGGGUCUCCGCCUUGGGGGUUGGAUUUUUGGAAUUUAGAUCAAAGUGUAAAAUAUGGAUAUAGUACCAAAACUAGUUUUUGGUGGAAUCUUAAUACGAGGGAAAUAUUUGUUAACCCCUCUGCACCAUUCCCUCCAAUUCUUCCAUCCAUAUAUACUGUCUGCUAUGGCUACGUAUUAAGGAGUAGUGACAACAGAGGAGGACAAACCAAAUGA
This is a messenger RNA of Acaulospora morrowiae, 261 nucleotides long. Lineage: Eukaryota; Fungi; Glomeromycota; Glomeromycetes; Diversisporales; Acaulosporaceae. The record is from the annotation of a GenBank genome assembly.